Messenger RNA from Podarcis lilfordi (Lilford's wall lizard), 36674 nucleotides. The record is from the annotation of a GenBank genome assembly. Lineage: Eukaryota; Metazoa; Chordata; Lepidosauria; Squamata; Lacertidae.
GUUGUCUUGGGAGGUCUCAGUCCUGAAAACUGGCAUGCCAAAUACUGGGGAAAUAAAUAAUUAAAGACCAGUGGCAGCACAUUAUGUUUCUGUAUGAACGCAGAAGGGGAAAACUGGAUUUCCGCCUGAAGGGCAAACUUGGUCCCAUGAGUUAAAACUUCGGAAUGAGAAGAAUUCCAUUCCAAACUUUCUCUCUCUGUUGAAGUCAGAACUACUUGCUUUGCCUCCCCAAUGGACCUAACUGUCAAGCAAGCACGCUUCAGGUUUCAGGAUUUCCUAGGCAAUUAUUCAGUCACAAUAAUUUUCGCAAGGUUCCAGCAAUUGGCCAGGGUAGGAGAGAGGUAGAGGGAAGUUGCGGGGCGGGAGGUGUUGCUUGCUUGCUUGCUUGGCACUCGUUUCCCCUGGAGGCGCGCAGCCUCAAAGAGAUGGGGAGAAUGUGAGAAUAAGGUUGCUGUGAGAGUCUUUCCAUAUUCAUCGGUGAAAUGCUAAAAGUUCAUAAGGCGCGUGCCCUUAUAACGGCGCGUGUGACAAUUUGGCAAAACAGCUUUGUGUGUGGAAAGGCGUCAGUCCCCUCCCCCCCCCGGCAGGACAUUUGCUCUUCUCUUUGCAAUAGUAAUAAAAAAAGCGCGGGAAAUGCUGCCCCUUUCGCCUACAGCGUCCCUCGGCCGAGCUGGAGCGAGAACUGGUGGGCGACAGGCCCGCUUGCACCGCCUGGAUCUCGAAGGCCGACCCGGCCACACCCCGAGCGCAGUGAUGAGAGUUUUCCUCUCGUUGCAUGAAUCAUCGGCAGCCCGCUUCGCCGCCGUCAUUUGCGUGGAGGAGAUUCGCAUUUUUAUGUCCAGCUCCGGAGUUGGCGGCGGCGGCGGCGGCAACAAAAGGGAACAGCCAUCAUGUCUGGUCUCGCAGCUAAAUUAGCAAAAGACAGGGAGGUCGCCCGAGGCUUAGGCUCCAAUGCCAAGGCCGUGAAGUACCUAAACCAGGACUUCCAUGCGCUGCGGGACGAGUGCCUCGAGGCGGGGAAGCUCUUCCAGGACCCCUCCUUCCCCGCGGCCGCCUCUUCCCUGGGCUACAAGGAGCUGGGGCCGAACUCCUACAAAACGAGGGGCAUCGUGUGGAAGAGGCCGACGGUAGGCGUUCAGACGUGCUCGCGUGUUCACGCGGGACCCUUGGUGGGAUGGGGGCGAAGUGUUGCUCUAAACCAAUCAGACUGCUGCAUUUUGGGUCCUAUUCAACUCAGUACAUAACAAAGACUUAAGUUAAAGAGGGAAAUAGUUACGAGGCGGUUCUGAGAACGGGAUUCUCCAUUCGGUUUGGGGAGAGAGAGAAUAAGAGAGGUGGAAAAGGGGCGGGGAAUUGAACCUGAAUUUAGUUCUUUGGGAGUUUGAGUGUAACUAGCAACUGGGACUGUGGGUGGAACUUUCUGUUCAGAAGGCCUGGAUUCCUAAACUAAAGAUCCUAUGGGAUCCCUUGCAUUGUAUAUACUCCUGGAAUCGGCCCACCCCUGCCUGAAUUGUGCGGGAUCUGGCUUUCUUGGCUGUGGCCCAUCACAGUGGAAGGGAGGAAAGGAAAAGAUCAACUUCUGAUACUCAGGAUCACUCCAAAUCCCGUAGUCAUCCUUUUGCCAAUCUGGUAUGCAUCCAGUUAGGGUGCCAAAAGGGUUUGCUUGUGCUUAUCAUUUCAAUGUAUUUUUAUACUAGAAGUAGGGAUUCUAAUUUGGGUAGGUUGUAGGGAGCAUGGGAGGUGGUAAUUAUUGUGGUUUAGAGUUGAUGCAGAGUAGGAUGGUGUGCUUACUGCGUAUGCAGCAGAAGUUAUGAGUAAGUUAGAAAAAAUGUUUCCUUUGUAUAGGGAGGCAGAGUAGGGUGGGACUGAGAUUGGCAGCAUGUCCAUUUGCUUCUAUACAAACUAAUGCCUGAUAGGAAUACUAGUUUCCGUAGGAUGUUACAGAGCUAAUAUAUAAUUUCCUGAUUCAGGUAGGUAGCCGUGUUGGUCUGACGCAGUCGAAAAUUUUUUUAAAAUUGUCCAGUAGCACCUUAGAGACCAACUAAGUUUGUUCUGGGUAUAAGCUUUCGGGUGCAUGCACACUUCUCCAGAUACAAUAUAAUUUCCUGUAAGCUAGUGGGAUCCUAGGCCUGUUUACUCAGAAGUAAGUACCACUUUAUUUCAUGGGGAUUCAUCUACACACUGCAGCAAGUGUGUUUAAGGCACAGAGGCAAUAUCAAAAUGCACUUGUCGCUUUCUACAGGGAAAGAAGUUCCCAUAUUCUGUGAGAGGAAGCGCCCAUCAAUCCAAACACAGUGGUAAUUAAGAGGAUUUCUGAGAGACUAAUAUGGAGGAUUCAAAAAUCUAGUUUUGAUUGUUUAAGCUCACUGACUAUCUUUGUUUCGUGUGAACGUAAGAGCCCUCUUGGAUCAGACCAAGGGCCUAGCUAAUCCAAUAUCCUGUGGUUACAGUGACCAACCAGUUGCCUAUGGGAACAACACCUCCAAGCAGGCCAUGAGCCCUCUAUCUCAUGUGGGCUAGGAAGGCUGUAGGCAUUUAGGAAGUAUGCCAAGUCUGAAAAUACCAAGGCACAGGUGAAAUGAGGUGAAAUGGAUAAAUGGUAGUUAGAACGCCAAAGUUCCAUCUUUACUCAAAUCAUGGAUGCAUUUAUGCUUACCUUUUUUUGCCCUAUGCUUCAUGAACCACACUCAUAAUCAUACUCCUGUUCAUAAGGCCAAAAUGCAUCUUUCACUUGCCAUGGGGAUGCCACAUCAUGUUGAGAGUCUCUGCAGCUCCAUAGGAUGCCUGUAUGCAGUCAUUAUCCAUAGUAUAGGGGUCAGCAAACUUUUUCAGCAGGGAGCCGGUCCACUGUCCCUCAGACCUUGUGGGGGGCCAGACUAUAUUUUGGAAAAAAAUAAUAAUAAUGAAUUCCUACUCCCCACAAAUAACCCAGAGGUGUGUUUUAAAUAAAAGCACACAUUCUACUCAUGUAAAAACACGCUGAUUCCUAGACCGUCCGCGGGACGGAUUUAGAAGGCGAUUGGGCUGGAUCCGGGCCUUAGUUUGCCUACCCAUGGGAUUGAUCAUUGUGAUGAGGUCUUCUAAAUAUUAUGGCUGAAGCAGAGACAGCCACUGACUGGGGAGGCUGCUUUUGGUGAAUAUGCCCAAGUGUACGCAAAUCCUGGAUUCUCAUUUAGCAGUAACCUCGCAAAGUAGUUUUACAUUGUCAACUAGCCGUGAUGGCUAGCAAUGCUUCUGAAUGGAAGCUGGAAACUGCAGGGGGAGAGUACUUUUGUGUUCAUUUCCUGCUUGCAGGUUUCUUGCAGGCAUCUGGUUGGCUACUGUGGGAACAGGAUGCUAGCCUUGAUGGGCCUUUGGCCUGAUCCAGCAGGCUCUUCUUACGUUCUUAUGCUCAUUCAGCAGUCCUAUGCAUGCACUGUACCCACCCUGUGCACCACACCCUACCCCUACAUUGUGAAAUAUUCCUGUUUUAUGUUUUCAGGAGGGACAAUAGAUGGUGUGCCCUCACCUGUUGUUUCAUUUCCUCCUGCUUUCCUUUUAUAUUAGGCCAUAUACUAGGCUUCAAAAGGUGGUGGAUAGUCCUUCUUUAAAAGUUUGUAAGCAGUAGCUGGAUGUCCACUGAUCAGGGAUGCUGCAUGAGUGGAUUUGCAGCAAGAGGCUGGGUUUGAUGGCUUUGAACUCUGUGUUUAAGUCACCUCCACCCUUCAUUUCCUUGCCUGUCCUUUUCUUAUCUUGGCAGCCACUCACUUCCAUAGAUGCAUUUAUUGAUGCAUCUGCCUUCUAUCCAUCUAGUACCUGUACUUUUCAGAGUCCAAUUUGAAUGCGCAAUUAUUUACAUGCUUGCAUGCUUUAUUUACAAUGCUGAAAGAGCAAAUUUUGCUUGUAAUAUGUGGCGCGUACACACUGCGUGAUGAUGUGCAUUCAGGCUCUUUUUUGGGGGGUGCUGUACACAUGACAUCACUGUUUCAUCCCUGCUCCACACUACUUGUCAGUCUAAAGUACAUUCUGCUGGAACAGUUACAAUCUGUUUCGUGCCAAGAAUGUACUUCUCAAGCGCAUUCUUGGCACAACACCUUUUUACACUGAGAGUGUUUUUUCUCAGGUCAUCUUCUAUUGGGGCAGGCCUAGUGACGUUGCAGGGGUGAGCUACUCCCCAUCACCAUAUUUAACUUGUCUAUGGAUGAAGUAGGUAAAAUUGGAAGUGGUAUAUAUCCUCUGUAUAUAUAUAUAUCCUCUGUAUUUCAGUAUAUCCUCUGUAUAUCAGUAUAUCAACACACCAGUUUCCAUCCCCACCCUUUUGGAAGACUAGGGUUUUUUUUAUUUUUAAAUAAGACUAAGGUCUGUGGAAGCACUAAUUGAGGGGAGGGGAACAGAGAACACCGUUCAGCACUAAUUUGAAAACAUGCCCAUCUGUGUGUAUGAACAAAUGGAUAUUAGCUGCCACUUUAGAUCAGGGUUUCCCAAACUUGGGUCUCCAGCUGUUUUUGGAGUACAAAUCCCAUCAUCCCUGACCACAGGGGAUGAUGGGAGUUGUAGUCUCACAACAGCUGGAGACUCAAGUUUGGGAAACCCUGCUUUAGGUGAUGUUAUCUCGUGAAGGUGUGUAUAGUUGCAAACUGCUCUGUACCAAAACAUACUGUGAAGAAAGACCCCUCUGUGUUUCAGAGGCUAUGUGGUUUUCUUUUGAAUAGAGGGGAUUUUCUUGCUCAACAUGUCCAGCAGCUUUUAAGCAGCACCAGGAACACAUGAAAAUAAAUAUUUUUCCUUGAGGGUACGAGCCAACCAGACCUCCAUAAGUCUUAGCAUUAUGCUCUUUGAAGAAGGAGAAGUCAGCUGAGGAAAGUGGAGGCCUCUGUGUAUUCAAGGAUGAUGUUUCCAUGGCUGCAUGCUUUGCAUAAGGGCAGAGAAUCUCAGAUUUCAGCUUAGUAAAUCCAGAAGAAAAUCUCCUUGAGUUUAACCGUUAACAAAAUUGACAGAAAAAUAGCAUCAGUCAUAUGAAACCAGAAGUAAGGAAUACAUUAACGUCCAUGUAGAGAGGGAAACCACAGAAAGUAUCAGCACAGCGCAACCCUAUAGGUUUUUACUCCAAAGCAAGUCCCACUGUGUUCAGUGGGGCUUACUCACCCCACUUUGGCUCCCAGCAGUUACCAGAUCAAAAAGUAAGAAAUAUCUCCUGUGCUGUUUCUGUCUCUGAGUGCAUCAAAAAGUUGCCCACAAUUCUGAACUAGAGAAAGGGGUUAGGGCAGGUUUCCCCCAAAACUCCGGCUGUUUUUGGACUACAGUUUCCAUCAUCCCUGACCAUUGGUCCUGCUAGCUAGGGAUGAUGGGAGUUGUAGUCCAAAACUGACAGAGACCCAAGUUUGGGAGACCCUGGGUUAGGGUAAUAGCACAAAUUGCCACUAAGAACUCCUUUUUGGAUGCCUUUUGGAUCCCUUGAAUUACGUGGUUAGAACAUUGCCUAGAACAAAUAUUUUGGAGGUUUUGGCUUUUCAUUAUACGCAGCCUUUGCUGACUUAGUGCCUCCUUUGGAUUAUAGUCAUGUACAUAGCUGGUCUGCUUAGACCCCAGUGACUUCAAAGAGCUUUAGCCAGCCUAACCAUGUUCAGGAUUGCAGCUGAUGGGAAACAUAAUCCCAACACUCCACAGACAUGCAUGUACAGAUACCAGGGUUGCCGUUGGAGAUCAGCCUGGAAUGUCCAUAACUUUAAAUAAAUUUAUUUUCUUACAUGUUUCUUCUUACUACUUGCUUUGCCAGGAGUUGUGUUCCAAUCCUCAGUUUAUUGUUGGAGGUGCCACCAGGACUGAUAUCUGCCAAGGAGCUUUAGGUAAGAUGGAGACCAUGCUUAACUUCCUGCUGAAGCACUCUUAACAUGAUGCCUACCUUGUUUUAGAUCUAUUUACUUUAUUUUAAGAAUGUAUAAACCUGCUUUUCAUCAUGUCGGCCUCAAACUAAACCAGGCUAUUUUUCUCUUCACCUUUUGGAGGGAAGCAUAGCUUCCUCUCAGCCAUGUAAACCAUCAUAUUUUCUCUUUAUCUUGUGAUUAGACAAAGAUCAGACUACCACCACAUCUUACUCCACCUUGGGUUCUUUUAUCAUUGCAUCAGAAUUCUGAUUUUAGCACCCUUCAGUUCCCACAGUUUUGCCUCUUCCUGAAUCAUUUUCCCUCCAAAGUGUUGUGUGCGCUCCAUAUCCAUGAGAUAACGCUGGCUUGUGGCAUUUGACUUUAACUUCCAGAUAAGAGACUCCUUUUUUUCAUCCUUCAUGCAAAUUGCACUUCAUUCCAAGAAAAGAAUGUUGUUUGUGCUUCAGGGCAGGUAUGCAUUGAUUUCAACAGGCUGCAUCCAGGGAUAAAUAAAACCAUGACACUGGCCUUACUUCAUAGCUGCAGACUACUAUGUUCUGUUGUAAGGUUUCCUUUCUUUUUGCCCUUGCGGUGUCACAAACUACAGAUUAAACCCUAUUUAAUGUUGCAUUUUUCUUGGACGCAGAGCCAUACUGCACCUUUGUUCUGGAUUUCAUGUUGUCACGCACCUCAAGUAGUCGCAGCAAGACCUUACUAUUCCAACAAGCAUUUUAAGGAAGUUUUCUGUCUCUAUUAUUAUUAACUUUAAUUGAUUUUAUCCACUUUUUGUAAUUUUUAUGUACACCACUUAGAAACUUCAGGGAUUAAGCAGAUUUGUGUUUGAAGAAACUGUGUCAUUCACCAGUCUGCAACAUUCCUCUAACCUUCCAUUAUCAAAGUAGUGUACACUGUGGCACUGGUUGGCAUAUUCUGAGCUGUUUAAGGCUUUAUAGGUCAAAACCAGCACUUUGAAUUGGACCCGGAAACUAACUGGUAGCCAAUGCAGUGGGACCAGGAUCGGUGUAAUAUGCACAAACCGUCUUGCUCCGGUGAGCAACCUGGCCACUGAAUUCUGCACCAGCUGAAGUUUCCGAACCGUCUUCAGAGGCAGCCCUACACAUUGCAGUAAUCUAACCUUGAGGUUACCAGAGCGUAGACAACAGUAGUUAGGCUAUCCCUGUCCAGAUAUGGACGUAGCUGGGCCACCAGCCAAAGCUGAUGGAAGGCACGCCAGCAUUGUGACAUGGGGAGAAAGUUAGGUGUAGCAAUCAGUCAUUUAACACUUAGAAUACCUUUCCCCCUUCUAAAAAUGAAGCUUGUUUUAACUAAGAAGAAUGUAGCAUAAUGGCCUGGUUUGCACAUCACAUUAAACCAUAGUUUAAAACAAACAUUAAACCUUAGUUUGAAGCAAACUGUGUGGUUUAAUCUGAGUAUGCAGUAUGCACAUUGCUGCUAUAUGUGUGCUGCCAAAAAGCAAGAAAGUGCAGUUUGUCGUGACAUCCAUACACAGGAAAAGAUUCACGAGUCCAGAUUUGGAUGUCACAACAAGCCAGACAUGUUACCCAGUGGCAUAGCUGGAGCAGAGUGAAAAGUUUUCAGCAGCAUACACCGGCGUGGUUUUCUUACACAUAAAACAAUAGCUUGUUUUUAACUGUGACUUAAUGUGAUGUGGAAAUCGGGCCUCUGAACAUUACAGACUCUAGCAAACUUACUACACUGUAAAAUUUAUAAAGCUUUGUGGGUUUAAAAAAGCCCUUCCUUUGAAUUAAUUAAUGAAUCUUUUAAGAAUUUUUAGAUGAGUUUUCUCAGGUUCUAGUAUUUUUUAUGUUUAUGUGUAUCUUGUAUUGUUGCAUAGUUGCAUAUUACUGCAAAGCUCGCUGCGCACAGUGAGUCAUUUCAGCAGAAUGGUUUUUGCAUAGAGGAAGCAUGCUCAAUAUUUAUGGGGUUUUUUUUUUCAAAGGAUGUUGCUAUAGUAUCACAGCAAUGACCUAUAAAUAGGCUAGUGUUUCCCCUCUGAUUUCAGUAGCAGAUAUAUCUUCCCCAGAAAUUAAAACCACAUUUACAUUGUAAAAAUUCAUGUAUGCAUUUUUCUACAAUACUGUGUGGUUGUGCUGUGAGGAUCUCCCAUUUUACUCACUAGGGCGGUGUACAGUUCUAAUAUUUUCAGCGGGGGAGGUGCUGUUGACAGCACCAUCAUCACUGCUUGCAAUACAUAUAUUCAUGUUCACCCUAUCCUGCUGUGGGCUUUGAGGUGGAACAGUUUAAUAUGUGCACAGAUUGAAGCAGUUGAGCUUUCCCAAUUGCUUCUGCUGAUUAUGUAUUCUUUUUCAAGUGCAUCUUCUACUGCCCAUUUCUCAUGUAUCUACUUUUUUUUUACCAUAACCAGAAGAUUCUCUUCUGGAAAUCUCACAGUAAGUGAAACCACUAUAGAAGGGAAGGAAAUUCUUGUGCCAAAACAGCAUGCAGGAGAACAGAGGCAAAACCAUCAACUUUUUUAAGAAGAUACAAUAGCUUAUAUAGGGGGACACACUUGUCAGAAUCUGUGCGCUAAUUAAAGCACUUUCCACAAGAUUUGGUUCAGAUCUGUAUCUAUCAGUUCAUUCUGGUUUCUGGUAUGUCUGGUUCACCUCUUGUUUGGGAUCCAAAUCAGCUUUGUUAAAAACGAAGCACUUUCCCACCAUGUAGUAUUACGGGGAAUCCAAAAAUGCCACAAGAAUGAGCCUUAAAUAGAAGUUGCAACUCUUUCUGGGUAACUAUCUUGGGUUUCCAUGAGAGGCACCUCUUUGUUCAAAGGAUCCCAGCCUGUUUUUGUAAUUGUCAUUUUCUGUAUGUCUGUUGCUAAGUACUUGCCCAAGCAGCGACAUGGGUGGCGCUGUGGUCUAAACCACUGAGUCUCUUGGGCUUGCUGAUCGGAAGGUUGACGGUUUGAAUCCCCGCAACGGAGUGAGCUCCCAUUGCUCUGUCCCAGCUCCUGCCAGCCUAGCAGUUUGAAAGAACGCCAGUGCAAGUAGAUAAAUAGGUACUGCUGUGGCAGGAAGGUAAACGGCAUUUCCAUGUGUUCUGGCUUUUGUCACGGUGUUCCAUUGUGCCAGAAGCAGUUUAGUCAUGCUGGCCACAUGACCCGCAAAGCUGUCUAUGGACAAAUGCCAGCUCCCUUGGCCUGAAAGUGAGAUGAGCGCCGCAACCCCAUAGUCGCCUUUGACUGGACUUAACCAUCCAGGGGUACUUUACCUUUACCUUUUUAUUUGCCAAGCAUCACUGUUGAUGAGCAGUUACUAAAGAGAAGGAGUGUAUGAUGCAAGCACAGCCACUCUACAGUUGCAAAACCAAGAUCUUUAUUGGCUCAUGGCAAUGCGUACUACUAUGGACAUAGGUGCAGUACCUCUGAAAAGUGAGUUUAACUGAUACAUUGCUAUUUAGUUACUGCUCAACAUUGGUGUCCAGGGAGUCCAUUGGCCAUCCUUACUUUUCGUACUUGCUUCUUGGUAAUGGUGGACAAAUGUUGGAAUUUUCUUGUGAGCUGCUACUUCAGAUUCUUAGGACCUGUCUAGCCUUUGGAUGAUAAGAGAUCUCAAGGUGUUUUGAUGCACCAGUGGAGUUCAUUAGCAUUGAACAGUCAUCACAGACAGUUGAUCUUGACAGUAGAGUUCUGUUUAUUCAGUUUGAAAAUGCUGAAGUUAUUUCCCCCCUCCCCGCCAUUGACUUCUUUAUUCAGUAAUUUGUGUUUUGUUUGUGUGUUUGGUAAACUGCAGUGCUGCUGGAGGCACCAAAGGUGAGGAGGCGAGUGUACAUUGGCUCUCAUCCAGCAGCACUGGUUAGCAGCUAACCAUCCGAUUCUGGAAGGCAGAGCCAGUCUACAGAGCUUCUCUGACUCACAGGUGGCAAAACUAUGAAAGAUGGAAAAGUCUGCUGGAACAGAAGGGCAUCAGUGAAUUUCCACACAUGUUGGGGAGGACCUUGUUUGUUAAUAUCAUUUAGACGGAUCAGAUUAAUCCAGAAUUCUCAAAGCAAGAUUCUGCAGAGACUGAAAUCAGCUUUUUAAAAACAUGUGAAAGUCCAAACAUGCUGGUAAUUCUGUAGUCAUCCGUCUUGGGAAAAGCUUAUUACUGUUCCCAUUUUUUUAAGGAAGGCUUCCCAACUAUUCUAUGCCAAAUAUCACUGGGUGUAAUUCAGCCCACUUUUUGUGGAUUAUUAUUACUAUUAUUAUUAUUAUUAUUAUUAUUAUUAUUAAAAUUUGCAUACCGCCUUAUACCCACAGGUCUCAUUAGGUGACUUGCAGGGCAGAAUGGGAUGGCAGAUUACCUACUGCCAUGGCAGAUACCCUAAUGGAAUACCCCAGAUAUGCUGGCGCAACACCACCAAAGAUGUGCCAGCGGAAUUGCUAGAAUGAGAUGUAGUUUUGAGCAGGAUAGGACAGCACAGGGAAAGAACACACUUCGGCUGUGUCUUCCAAGACCAUGCCCAUGUCUCUGUUGGUGGUGCAACUUGACAGCUGGAGCUGUUGCAGAUCAACUCCCCAGUUGAUUUUAAGGGGAGCAGGUAAUUAAAAAUUGCCCUCCUCACAUUACCACAGCAGCACAAUACAGGCUCCCCCCCCCCACCAUAGUUAGAGUAUAGAAGUACAGUACUCUGUCCUGCUCUUAUGUUAAUCUCUCCUGGUAAGAACAAUAGGACUUAAAGUGCCUUACUUCUUCUUCUCCCCCCACCCCUCUUUAUUUAUUUAAGAGCAUGGAGACUAAUGGGAAAUACUUUUGUUUUGCUUUCACAGGAGACUGUUGGCUCCUGGCAGCCAUUGCUUCUCUCACAUUGAAUGAAGAAGUUUUGGCUAGAGUUGUGCCCAGCGAUCAAAGCUUCAAAGACCGAUAUGCAGGAAUAUUCCACUUCCAGGUACCACAGAUACUGAUUUCUGCCUUUUCCCUGGAAGGGUUACGCUGCUUUAUUAGCACUGUAUUUGCCAGAUCAACUGAUACCCUGGUAUGCAUGCAAUGGAGGGUAGGGAAGCUUCAGGAAUUUGGUUUCUGCAGAAUCAGGUGUGAACCGACCUGAUCCACCCCUCCCGGAAGAAUGUGCACAUUGUACAAUUACCCUUUGGAUGUUGCUCAAGGCAGUGAUUGAUUCUUUUGCCUAAAACAACUUUAAAGUUGCAUGCUUGACUGGAAGUAAUGCUCUCCUGAUACAAGUACCUUUUUGUACACCUGAGCUAUAGGGAUUUUUCUGGGAUGAAUAGUGGUAUCAGUCACCCUUCCUCAGCCUGGUGCCCUCAGGUUAAUGUUGGGGUCUGACUCCCCAGCAAACUUGGCCAGUGAUCAUGGAUGAUGGGAGUUAUAGUCCAACAAGAUCUGGAAUGCACCAGGUUGAGGAAAGGGGCUGGUAUUGGUUAUAUAUUUUGUUAGAAGAUACUUAACCUACUCUUACACUGCAGAUAAGGUGGCAAGCUUUUAGAGCUUCAAAAAGCUCUUUCUCAAAACUUAAGUGAAAUGUUUGGUGAAGCGAGCUGGCACCAGGCAGUACGCUCUGCAGAGGGCAUCCCAUAACUUAGCUGCCAUCACCAAGAAGUCCCUUUCCUCACUGAGGGCACCCAGAGAAGCGUUGCUGAAACUUAUCUUGAAGUCUCGACCAUUAUGUAAGGGGAGAAGCUCCUUCAGCUAACCUGGUCCCAAGCUGUUUUCAGCUGUGGUCAAGAGCAUGCCUUCUAACACAUUGUGGUGAUGAUGAUUAUUUGUUUUCAGUUCUGGCAGUAUGGAGAGUGGGUGGAUGUUGUUGUUGAUGACAAGCUACCUACCAAAGAUGGAGAGCUCCUCUUUGUUCAUUCAGCCCAAAGGAGUGAGUUCUGGAGCGCUCUGCUGGAGAAGGCUUACGCCAAGUAAGUAAAGCACAGCAUCAGAGGUGGGGAAUCUCAGACCCAGGGGCUGAGCACUCCAAGCCCCUCUGCGUGACCCUUGGGACUCUGCUCAGGCCAAACCUUCUCUUGCCACACCUUUCACAUCAUGGAGUCAUAAUGGUUUGCAUUAGGAAGGGAUCAUUCCUCUUUGUAGCAUCAGGGGCCCUAGUCCAUAUGGAUUAAUAGUGUGGUUAUUUAAUAUACAUGUAGCUAAGGUACAUGAUCAGAUCUGUGUGUCAAACAUUUUGAUGUAUCCCAUGUUGACCUUGGGCUCUUUGUGAAUGAAAAAGAAGUAGUAGUGCAGACACCUGAUUGUGAGGCUUCAGCUAUGCUACACUUUAAUUUCAAAGGCCGAGAAAAGAAAGUUGAAAUGUCAUGUUUGCCUCUUACACAGGGUGAAUGGAUCGUAUGAGGCUCUCUCUGGAGGAAGCACCACUGAGGGCUUUGAGGACUUCACUGGAGGAAUUGCAGAGUGGUACGAGCUGCAAAAGCCACCGCCGAACCUGUUCAAAAUCAUCCAGAAGGCUCUUCAGAAGGGCUCUCUCCUGGGAUGCUCUAUUGAUGUGAGUUAGUGUUGUUUUCUUUCCAGCUGUCCCACGUUCUUUUGUGCAUGCAGCAACUGGAAGGUUGCUUUAGUUAGGGGACUGUGAGGUAGUACAGAAUUCCAAACCUCCAGGUAGUGCACAGGGACUGGAAAAUCCUGAGCCCUUCCCCUCCUAUAAGAAUGGCUGGUGUUAAUUUGAAUGAGACUUUAGGGCAAAAAAGGGCCCCAAAAGAAGAAUUCUCCUUACCUCUUCCAUUGUGUAUGUUAACAUCCCUUUGCAACAGCUGAGCAGCGCAAAGGCAGCUGUUGCUGCUCUUCAGUGGCUGGGUGUAUUUUCACCUCAUAGUUGCAUUUGAGCAAUUCUUUGCUGGGUCCCGAGAGUCCUGCCUCAGUACACAAAGGGUCUUGUGGCAUCUGAAAUGCUAACAAAUUCUAGUAGGGCACAAGCUUUCAUGGACUAGGCUUCCACUUCAUUAGACGCUUCUAAAUCAGAUUGCUUUUUAAAAGAAUAAAAAAUAAAUAAGACUGCUCUGACUAUCCUUUUUAAGAAUAUACCUGCACACACCUUUAAUUUCCCUGUCUGAAAUAAAUCCCCAAAUGUGUGACUCUAAGAAAAGAAGGGUCUCUUUGGAGACCUCCACCAUGUAGCUGCAGACAACAUAUCUGAUUCCAAGUUCCGUGUACACCAGGGAUGGGGAACCUGCCCCUCCCUCCAGAUGUUGUUGGACUCCAGCUCCCAUCAGUCAUGGCAAGCAUAGAUAAUGGUCAGGGAUGAUGGGAGUUGUAGUCCAGCAACAUCUAGAAGCCAGUGAUUCCUCAUCACUGAGGCAUGUUAUGUUGCAUGUACAUUGCUCUCCUGUGGAAUUAGGUUUCCUCACUCACUUCAGUGCAGUUAUUAACUCUGAACAUGCAUCCCUAUAAGUUGUUUCCAGCAUUGUAAUGAAUGAAGAAGCAUUUGCAGGCGAGAGAGCUGUGAAUGUGAAUCAGAACUCCCACAUGCAAUAAUAACUUAAGGGAUAAUGCCAAGGAACCAUAAUCGUCAUCUACAUUUUGGGAUGCUCCACCCUGCCCCUAAUGAAGUAAGUUAGGCUGAGAGAUGAUAGCUAGCCUUCAAUCAUCUGGUGAGCUUUUUUUGGAUCUGAUCUGUCUUCUCAAUAACCUUUAAAGUGGAGGGUAAGGGGGACUUCCGGGUUAGCGCCAUCGGCAAUGGCGGAGUUCCUCUGACUGAGAGGAACCCGCUCUGUGAAAAUUGGGUCUUGCCGCCGCGGCGAAGGCGGAGACCCUCUAAAAAUCCCAGGCGGAGGAAGCCUGGGAACGUGGGAUUCGGCUGACACCAGGAGCGCCUCCCCUACUCGCAGGGAAACCCUUUUUCGGGGAUCCGAAGCGACGUGGGGUGAGUGGCGCGGUGUUUUGAAUCAACCGCUACUUUUACGGAGUGAAGCCGCACAGCCGUUGCCGGAGAGCGCUGACUUUCUCCUGUGGACAAUUGGACUCUAAAUAAGUACCCGUGAGUAGAACGGAAAAUUGGAUUAAGAAACAUUUUAAUUUGGCACUGAAGCGGGAAGGCUCUAAACAGGAAGUCCGCCUCCCGGUUUUGUAAAUAGAUUGAAGCAAAAACUUUGGAAGCUAAAGUCUGGAAAGUCGUAUAUAAAGGUCUAAAUUUCCUUCAGUUAUUACCACCAAAACCCCUCUUGGAAGCAGGAGAAAAGGGGGGGAAUUUUUGACUGUUUAAGCCUGCAGGAGAGAGAGUAAGAAAGAUAAAUUUCCACCGUCUCAAACCUGGGAACAGGGUGUCAGAGACAGAAAUUUAUGGGGAAGUUCAUCGACUGUGAAUGGAACGUCUUUUGACAGAUAGUAAAAAAAGAGAAACAAAUUGACUCCAAUGUUGCCUCUUGCAUUCAAAAGAAACAAAAUAUUUGAAAAAUGAAAGUAAUUUUCUUUUGUUGGUCCUGCUUUCAAAAGAUGGAUACAAAUAGAAAUUGUCUCCUCUAGAGGGAGCUUGUUAAUUUGUUGCUGGAGUCGAUCUGGGGAUUUCACAGCUGUAAGAUUAGGAUCGUGAGACCAGACUCUGACCUUGAAUAAAAAUGUGUUUAGAAGAAGUUUUGGUGCUUGCUUUUUGCAAGACAAGCGCUUUGCUGGAGCAGAUGCAUGAGAAGAUGGAUUUGAUGACUGUUGCAGUUAAAAACUUUGGACAAACGGCGAAUACUCAUAUAGAAACCAUUCAGGAACCAGCCCAGGAACUUGUUUUGACAGGGCAAGCGCAAGUGCAGAAGAUAAUGGAGGAGGUUGCUGUUGAAUCUCAAGUAACACAAAUGGAGAGAUCCGAGGCCUUGCAGGAGCAUAAGCCGCUGUUCUUGAAGUUUGAAUCUGGAAUGGACCAGGGGGGGUCUGGAGUUGUGAGGGCUCUUAAUUUUGGAAGGACUUUGAAACAUGCUUUUAAAUACUUCCUGGAUUACAGUGUUGACUGUGGGGAAUGGGACUGUGGGGAUUGGGCUGAUUUGCUGAGGGAAGAUGGAGAUAUUUUUGGAUUGGAGUCCUCCCGAGACCUACCCCCCCAAUGAGAAAGGAAAGAAAUUAAGAAAAAGAUCAACAAAAGACAAAGUAAAGUGCAGGUAUAAACAAGAAGAAGAUCUGCAGAAGGGACAUGGAAAAGACUUAAGAGCCUCGGACAUAAGAUCACCAGGUUGAUGGACUAGAUGGAAUGGACAAGAAGGACUGACAAAACCCGAGACCAGGAAGAAGAGACGUUGGAUGAAGAUUGGAAGAAAGUUUUUUAAAAAAUUAUUUUGAGAAUUAGUGUAAAAUUAAUGAGUAUUAGGAAAAAUGUUGGAAUGAAACUAUUUGGCUUUAGUAGAAAUGAUAUAAGGAGUUAUGUACAAAUAAGUAUUAAGUUUUAAGGGUUUUUUUUACGGUAAGAUAAGGUUAAAUAAAUUAAGGUAAAUUGAAUGACAGAAUAUAGUGAAAGAUGGAAAGGAUUUGUUGAGUUAAUUAAAAGGUUAGAUCGUUAAGAUAAAUUAUAUAACAAAAAUUGAGAAAGAUGGAAAGAAUUUGCUGAAACAAUUAAUUAAAUUAGAAUACAGAAAGGGAGGUGUGAGGAGGUCGAUGAAACAAGUAAAUGAAAGAUAAAGAUAUGGAACAUUGGAUGUGUGUUUUAAUGUUAUUGGGUUUUUUGCUGCAUUGUUGUAUUGUUUUUUAUGCUUUUCCUUUUAUGUAUUGUAAUGUAUGUUUUGUCAAUUAUUAUUUUUUUGUUGGUUUCCUUUUUUUCUUUUUUCUGUAAUUCUUAAACUUUUAAUAAAUAUCAUUUUUUUUUAAAAAAAAGUGGAGGGUGAGGGAUUGAAUCUAUAGUGCAAGUAUGGGGAGUGCUAAACUCUUGCCACCCUCUUCCUGCUUUUGCUUCCUGUUGCUCCUCUGCCCCAGCAGCUUUUUCCUCAUGGCCAAAUUUGCUUCCAUUACUGAAGCCCUGAAGAAAACAGCCUGAUGACGGGGCACAGGCUGUGGAGUGGGGAGCGGCAGGCAGGGCAGGGAUCUGCGCCUCCUUACCCAUAAAUCUGCUUUGUGCUUUAAAUCACUCGCCCUUCUGUGAGUGAUUAUGGGGCGAUCUUUCAAAAACCACAGGGCAUCUGCCUUCACUUGUCAUUUCACCCUGGCUGCAAAACCAACUAGUUUUCUCUAGCCCACGCCCAGCAUUCUUUCUUUCUUUUUUCCCCCCCAGACAUCUUUAUUGAAAGUUGAAAAGUACAAAAUUAUAUGUGCACUAAACAUGGUGAGACGUAAAUAAAAGAGAGAAAAAGAGAAACAGCACCCGUGUAGAAGGGAAAGUAAAGGGGGAGGGGGGACCCCGAAACUUUAUACUUUACAAAGUUGUUAUUGUACUUCACCGGAUCUUAACCUAUUACAGUACAGUGGUACCUCGCAAGACGAAUGCCUCGCAAGACAAAAAACUCGCUAGACGAAAGGGUUUUUCGUUUUUUGAGCUGCUUCGCAAGACGAUUUUCCCUAUGGGCUUGCUUCGCAAGACGGAAACGUCUUGCAAGUUUGUCUCCUUUUUCUUAACACCGUUAAUACAGUUGCGACUUGACUUUGAGGAGCAACUCAUAGCACGCGGUGUGGUAGCCUUUUUUGAGGUUUUUAAAGACUUUGGUGAUUUUUGAAGCUUUUCCUAAACUUUCCCGACACCGUGCUUCGCAAGACGAAAAAAAUCGCAAGACGACAAAACUCGCGGAACGAAUUAAUUUCGUCUUGCGAGGCACCACUGUAUUUGUAAGAAUGGAUUCAAAAUAUCAUCAAAUUUGUCCAUGGCAAGUCUGCAUUUAUAUGCAAGUUGUUCAUAGGUUGCGAGUUUGUAUAGGUCUUCAAUCCAAUCAUAGUAGGGAGCGGCAUUAUUAUUAUUUUAAUUCAUCAGUAUAAACUUUUUGCUGUGGUAAGGGCACAGAGAGUCCACUCAUAUUGUCCUUUUGUAAGGUUCCAUGUGCUGGGCAUAUAAUUCAAGAGGAUAUUUUGCUUCGUAAAUGUAAGGUUGUUCUGUACGGUUCUGUUGAUAGUUUCAGUUACCUUCUGCCAGAAAUCUUUCAAUAUAGGACAAUGAAAAACAUAGGUUACAGAGAAGCAUUAUCCCUGUUGCAUCUGCAACAGUUAGAUACCUUAGGUCAGGGGUAGGCAACCUAAGGCCUGGGGGCCGGAUGCGGCCCAAUCGCCUUCUCAAUCUGGCACACGACAGUCCGGGAAUCAGCGUGUUUUUACAUGAGUAGAAUGUGUCCUUUUAUUUAAAAUGCAUCUCCGGGUUAUUUGUGGGACCUGCCUGGUGUUUUUACAUGAGUAGAAUGUGUCCUUUUAUUUAAAAUGCAUCUCCGGGUUAUUUGUGGGACCUGCCUGGUGUUUUUACAUGAGUAGAAUGUGUGCUUUUAUUUAAAAUGCAUCUCUGGGUUAUUUGUGGGGCAUAGGAAUUCGUUCAUUCCCCCCCCCAAAAAAAACAUUAAUCCGGCCCACCACAUGGUCUGAGGGGCGGUGGACUGGCCCACGGCUGAAAAAGGUUGCUGACUCCUGCCUUAGAUAGCCCUUUUCUAAACAAACAUAAUGGGGUCCAGUGUUUUCCACCCCCGGCAUUCUAUCCCUCACACCACUCUGGAUUCAAAAUUUCUGGAUUGUGGCAGAUCGAGUUCUUUCAGAUCUGCAAACCAAAGCAUCAGAUAGCAGAUGGCCAGACGUGAGUGGUGCAAAGCCCCCUUUGUCUUACAGCUGCAGAAACCGAUCCUAGAGGUUGCAUACAUUUCAGGCUCAGAAUUGAGAAAGCCUUGUUGGAAAAGGGCCAGUUUGGAUAAGUAUUCAGGUGGGCAGAGGCUUGAUAAUGUAAACAGUAUUUCUGUAAACAAAAGGCUAUCACUCCAGGAAGGAGCUUCUGCCGGAGGCUUAAGGGGGCUUGACUAUAAUCCCUUGGUUUCAAGAUACAAUAAAAAGACAGUGUAAUAAGACCCAAGGACAGGAACUCAAGGCCAAGAAUGCAAAUCUUUAAUAGAUAAAAUAUAUUUGGAAGACACACAGCAAAGGCUAAGUAUUAUCAGUAUGGUAACAGGCUGCAAGUAGCUCCCUGGGAUGUGGGGAUGCUAUUUUUGUUAUUUUUCAGAGAAGGAGGGGCAAGUUGUUUAGAAUUCACUUUCAUAGUAGCACAUAGCAGGGCAAACAGCCAAGUCAAAAAUUAAGUAAUACAACCUUAUAGUUCCCAGAAAUUCCUGCCUCUGCUGGCUUCUCAUUCUCAGCCUUCACAAGAAAACUUCUUCCAUCUGAGGACAAAACUGCAUCCCCCCCCAACAUCCCCCAGGCUCUGAUGCCCUGAUUCAUUCUCUGUGAUAUCUAAAUCCUAACUGUAGCAGAGUGAACUGACUUUAAUUUGCACUUCCCAGAAGAACAAUACACGAAAACACAUCUAGCCUUAAAAAUCCACACUUCUCCAAAGGCUGUGAUGCAGCACAAAAUAUGGGCAAAGAUAUGUGUGUGUAAGGAGAAGCUGCAUACAAAUGCAUAUACUAGUGAAAAAUUGCAUACAGAAGGUGGAAAUUGCCUGAAAAAAAUGUGUAUAUUAAGAAAUUUGCAUUAAACAUGUAUGCAACUAGGAGAGCAAUUUUUUAAAGAAAUUGCAUUCAAAAUUGCGUUGUUUUGUCAGGUUGCCCAUUCUCAAGGUUUGAACUGUAAAUAGGCCUGAGAGCCAAAGAUGCAUACAAUAAUACUGUUUAUACGAGAUGGAAGAGAGUCUUCAUAGAGUGAGAAUGCAAUCAAUUGUUUCUCAGAGGCAGUGAGAAAUUUGGCAAGCCCCAGCACCUCAGCUGACACAAGCAGAAGUCAACAAUGUAGGGCAUGGGGCAGUGCUGGUUCGUAUUCGCCAAUUCCUCUUGUCAAAGACCAGGGUGCAGAGUAUGAAGGGAAAAACGAGAGGAGCUCAUGGAGCUGUCAAGCCCCCUGCAGGAGCAAUUGCCGCUGUAGCAUUCAGCAUGGCACUGGUGCUUCAGUGAGGGAUUGUGUCACCACAGGAGCAAUGAUAUUUCCGUGUGUGUUUGCAGAUCACAAGCGCUGCUGAGACGGAGGCUGUCACCACACAGAAGCUGGUCAAAGGGCAUGCAUACUCCGUUACAGGUGCAGAAGAGGUAAGCUCUCCAUCUUGGGAAAUGGCAAAAUGUAGUGCGCUAAGGAUAUGAUAUCAUUUUGGGCCAGUAUUAUUUCCUAGGCAUCUGAGAUAUUAUCUGUGAAAUGUUUGAAUGUACUGCCCUCUUGUGGCUAUGAAGUCUCCCACCAGCCAAAUUUUGCCUUAUUAGCCCUCUUGAAAUGCUAAUAAAUAUUUACUGUGAGCUGUAUCACAUGUUGCCAGUUAGUGAACCCACAAUGUGCUUAAGUUUUGUUUUUCCGGGAAAUCACAUAACAUACGAGGUGCACACAAGCAUAGUGGGGAACUGUGUUUCCCCCUGGCUCCAUCACAGGGUACAUCUUAUAGCCAAGAUGGGGAAUCUUCAGUCCAUGCCCACCAAGAGGUCCAGUUUGGUCCAUGAGGCCAUUUCACCCAAACCACACUCAUCCACCAGCUGAUAUCACUGGUAGGUGGAAGGAGACGGCUUAAUCCUGCAGAAGGGAACAGGAUUAGGCAACCAAAGCAGCAGGAUUUAAUCUGCACAUAAUCUGAGCAGCUGUUAAAGUUCAUUGCAAAAGCACUCUUUGAAGCAGCACUAUGCUUAUCCUUUAAACUGAGGUGGGAGAGGUGCCUGCUCUUCCCCAGCCCUGCCCACUUAGAGGAGACAUGCAGGACUGCUUCAAAAAGCACUUUUGCAAAGGGCUUUUAGACAGCUCCUGCACUUGUGUUACCCUGGAGGCUUCUAGUGCAAUUAACUGUUGCCCCACCAGCUAGGAGCACCCCAUGUCAUCACCUGCACUUACCCCAAAGCAAAGUGGUGCAGAUCCAAGCACUGAAAUUCAUUGUUCACCACCUCUCUCUGCCAGCUCAAUGGCCUGCUGUAAAAGACAAAUCACAGUUUGGAAAGGAUUAAUUUAUUAUGGAUAGCAGGUAUGGUAGAAUGAGAAAGGGGAAAGGGAGAUAAUAUAUAAUAAUCUCAGCCCUCUCUCUCUCUCGCUAAUAACUUCAUUGAUCUUUGGAAGACACCCAGAGUGAUUAUGCUGGAAACAUCCCUGCCCUUCUGAUUAAAAUGUUGUCUAAAGCUGACUCCCUGGCAGGCUGUACAAAGGGCGGGCAUGAUAAUGAGCAGUUGGCAGACUUCUGAUUGCAGCUGGCCUUGGAUGCUUUGGCUUCAGUAUUUCCCAGUAUCAACAGUCAGGGGGAAUAUGCUGCUCCAAUUGAGAAGGGAACUGAAUUCUGCCUCUGAAGCCUCUCCAGGAUGUUCCAAGGGGCUUCUUUUAUUCCAGGCCACUAGCCAAGCACUGUGGCUGCCCUUGAUAACUGCUAUUCCAACAACUGCUGCCAUAGUGCAUAUGAUGCAUAGGUCUUUGCAAUCUGUUCCCCACCCAAUUCAUCCUCAUAGCAGUGCUGUGAGCUACGCUCUAUUAAGGCAAAUUUGAUGCAAUGUGUGUUAUGCAGUUUGGCACUACAGAGCUGUUUUUUAAAAAAUUAAUUAAAAAUAGGUAGUUGGGGGGGUGAGGAAGCCAGGGUGGAUCCAUGACACACAGAGGGGCUUUGGGAAUCAGACACACACACUUAGUAUUUCCACUGGGAAGAAGGCUCCCAUUAGUGCCAGUUCCAAUCAAAAUAGCCAAUGUGGAGGGGGCUGCUUAAGAUCAGGGCCAUGGGGGGGCAAAAGGGUUAACGUGCCCCUCCCUUCCACCACGGCUCACGUUUUUUAGCAUUUACCUAACCUAUCAUGUCAUAUUUCUUUGGAUUCAUAUAAUGGACAUUCCUAUACAUAGUUUAUUAGAUUUUCUGUGUUGCCCCACUUCACACAGCCCAUUGGGUGAAAAAGACCUACACAAUAUUCCAAUUGGAAUAUUCCCACAUCCGCCAAGCAAAUGAGAUUAUGCCCCGAGGAAGCAGCUCCCCUGCCAUUGUGGAAGAGGAAGUAUGAAGGGCAGCUAACCGUGCAAUCCUGUACAUGGCUACACAAACGUAAUUGUUGAAUUCAAUGGGGCUUACUCCCACAUACCUGGAAGCAAACCCCACUGACCUGAGUGCCGCUUAUGUUUGAGUAAGUUCACACAAGAUUGUACAGCGAGUCGCUUACAUUGCUGUUGCUGCAGUUUCAUUGGGAGUUCAGAAGUCAAUGCUGAAGGCGAAGGCAAGAAGGCCAGAGAAUAACAUGGAAGAGUUUGGGAAAACCAUUGCUGCUUUUUUUUUGCAUGAUGUGACUAUUGGUCGGACAAAAAAAACCACCCCAUAUUCCACAGGAAAUAACAAGUCUUGAUGCAAAAGACAUUUAACAAACAAUAACAACCUGGCAACAGUGCAGGCUUAUUCAAUAUAAGCAGCUGGUUUCUCGGCAUAAAGAAAAUGGAGAGCACCUGAUUUCUUUCCCCAGUUCCCGUCUGAUAGUGAACUUAACAUUUUUCUAAUCCUGCCAGGUGAAUUUCCGAGGCAGCCUGCAGAAAUUGAUCAGAAUCCGGAACCCCUGGGGGGAAGUAGAAUGGACUGGAAAAUGGAACGACAAGUGAGUUUCAAGCCUGGAGGCCAGAGCUGUACAUUUCCAAUAAACCACAUUUGGGCGUAAAGUUUCACAUUACAGGUUGCCAAACUCUAAAGCGGUGUCACUGCAAUGACUUCUUGAAAGCAGUCUGGCAACUGUAAGACCUAGAUCACAGAUGCAUUUUCUAGCACUUUAAUGAGCCUUUUGGGAAUCUUUCCCUGCUUCAGUUAAGUGUAUUCCCACUGCAUGUAAGUUAUGCUUUUCUUGCUUUAAAUGCUGCUGCAUCUGUCCCAGCAAGCAUUAGCGGUGGGGGGGGGACGAGGAAUUCUGGAGAGGCCAUCUGCUGCUCUAAAGAUGGACAUUAAACUGGCUUUAUGUUUUUAGCUGUCCAAGCUGGAACGGAGUUGAUCCUAAAGUAAGAGAGAGGCUCACGCAGAGACAUGAAGAUGGAGAAUUUUGGUAAGGUUGAAACAUAAUGAAGCAGCUUUACAUGGAGCUCAUCUCACUCAAUAUUGUCUCCACCAACUGACUGACAACAGCUGUCCAGGAUGCCCCUUCCCUAACUUUCCAAAUGGAGGGGAAGACAUUAGGAAUACUAUUCUAGUAUACAGAAAGCUGACAUACUUGCAGCCAUCAAAUUGUAAAUGGAUCUCUGGAACCAGUUCUGAUUGGAAUACACACAGACCCAGUAUAGAACACCCAAAACAUUGUCUUUGCUUUGCUAUAUUUAGUUUUGUUUCUCUUAUAAUAAAAAUGAAUAAUAAUACCUAAAACACCUGGAUGGCUGGUGGAAAAUACAGAGUUUUUCUAACUUGAGUAAAUGGUCUGUAGGAGAAAGAUUUCAAGUGGGUGAUCUUUUUUUAAAAAAAACAUUUCUUAUCCUAAAGGCAUAAUAGCCAACUAAUGUUGCAGCUUGCCAAUGGAGCUUGCCAUCAUGUUGCCCAGAGAUUGUUCUGGGGGCAAUUGAUUUGAUAGAAUCGUAGAGUUGGAAGGGACCAUGAGGCUUAUCUAGUCUAGUCUGCUGCAGUGCAGGAACUUUUUGCCCAAGGUGGAACUCGAACUCACAACCCUGAGAUUAAGAGUCUCACGCUCUUACCAGCUGAGCCAUCCUCUAAUCCUAUAAUAAAACUGAUGGGAAGAAGCAUAUUAGGAUCGUCUUUUCUUAGUAGGUAUUUUUUUCCCCCUGGCACUAUCCCAUAGGAUGUCGUUUAGUGAUUUCCUGAGGCAUUACUCCCGCCUUGAGAUCUGCAACUUGACUCCAGAUACUCUGGCCAGUGACAAGUUCAAGAAGUGGAGCCUGAAUUUGUUGGAUGGGAACUGGAGGAGAGGAUCCACCGCUGGCGGAUGCAGAAAUUACCCUGGUAAGUCACUCUUUGGCAUAGAAGUAGCCAGCCUGGUGCCAUCCAGAUGUUGUACUCCAGUUCCUAUCACUUACAAUCAGCACAGCCAAUAGUCGGGGCUGAUGGGAGUUGUAGUCCACACCAGUUGUAGUUUUUUUCUGGAAUUUCCUAACAACAUCCAAACAAAAUUAUAUAGAGCCCUUCUACACCAACACUUCAGUGUUUAGGCACAUGUUCACUCGGGUACCCACAAAGCUUCUGAACCCCCACUGCCCUCUUAGGACUCAGCUAUACAGCUGCAAAUAAAACAAUUUAAGUGUGUAUUAAGUGCAGUAUACAAUGUGACACUAGAUGGCAAUGGUGAGCCUUAUGGAAAAUUCAUUCUGUUUUUAAGAAGCAUUUUCAGAACAGUUUUUAUAUGUGUCUGGAUUUCAACUUGGUCUUGGCCCAGGGAUGAGCAGCACACCCAAGCCACAGCAACUGCUCUAUAAACAGCAGAGGGGAGGCAGUGGAAAGUGGAAUCUGUGUUGUGAGGAGUCAUGAAGGAAAACAGAAAGCUUUGUUUCCCCAGAGAGCAGCGGAGGUUGCAGUGGUAGAAGGCAGAUUUAUUGAGCAUAGUGAGUUGGCAUGGUGAAAACAGCUUGAUUGGCGGGGAGGGAAUAAUCCUGGAUCUCAGUGUUUAAGAUCCUAUUCGAAAGAAAAUUUAUAUGAAAGCUGCAUGGCAUGGUAAUUUUUUCAAAAAUCACCUAGAAAGGCCUACAAAGUCUGUGGAUCUACAAGAUUUACUUUGCAAAACAUCCUCUUCAGUUUAGUCAAAGUCUGUUUGGCCAAAGUAAGUGAGGUCUCUGCACAAUGCCUCCUGUUCAGUCUGCAAUAUCAACUACCAGGAGUUUUGAUACCACUGACCUUUGUGGGAAAAUAGGCCUGUCACAUACUGUCAAAAAUGGUCCACCGAUUCUGGAACCUGACCUUUACUGGAAUGCAGAGAUUCAAAAAAGGAGCUACAAGCAGCUGCACCCCAUGUGAAAAUAAUUCUGAAGCUUCUUUAAAGAGCUACAUGUUUAACAUCCUUAAAAUGAGCGUGGAAAUCUGAAGUGGAAGGGGCUGUAUCUUCCCAAACCAGGAAGACGGCUUUGUGCCAUCAGCACAAGCUGAGUCGCUGUAAGCUGAAUAUGGUUUCAAGUAACCUCCCUUCUUUCAUCAGAUACAUUCUGGAUGAAUCCGCAAUAUUUGAUCAAACUUGAGCAAGAAGAUGAAGAUCCCGAUGACCCCGAGAGAGGCUGCACCUUCCUUGUUGGCCUGAUUCAGAAGCACCGUCGGAAGCAGCGGAAGAUGGGGGAGGAUAUGCACACCAUUGGAUUUGCCAUCUAUGAGGCAAGCUCCUUGUUGCCGCUUUCCUUUCUUCUUUGCAAACUGAGAGGGAGUCAUUACUUUUCAGGGUCAAAGCUGACAUGUUCAGAAAUGCAUAGUGCAUGGGUUGCAUAAUCCAUAGAUUGAUGGUGGCUUAUUGACAAAACGCAAAUCUCCCUUUACCAUUAAAAAAUGGUUCACCAAAUGCACUUUUGUCACUUAUUUGUGUGUAGCAUCAUGUGAUAGUUUGCAUUUCUGCAUUAGCCAUCAUAGACAUGGCAGCUAAAACAUGCACACCAUCUGAUUCAAAAUGCUUUUUCGGUGGAGAUGGAUCGCACCCUUGGCAGAAAGGCAUCAAGUGAUUAACAUUCAUGCAUGAAUCAGCCCCAAAGUCAAAAACAGACGAACAUUUUCUGGUCUACUGCAGGCCUUUAGGGAGGUCAUAGAUGUUGAAGACUACUAAUAGAAAAAUGGGUUGUCUUGUUGAAUGAUAAUACCUGGGUCAGCAUUCCCCAACCUGUUACCUUCCAGAUGUUUUGGACUAAAACUCUCUCAUCAGCGCCUGUUGCAUAGUCACUGGUCAGGGAUGAUGGGAGUUGUAGCCCAAAACAUCUGGAGGGCACAGAUGUUGGGAAAGGCUGAUCUAGAUUCUAGAAUAAUACAUACUUGCAACAUUUACAAGGGCAAGAGCAGGCAAAGAUUUUCCCAGUUAAAGGAGUUGUGCAGAAGUGGCAAAUGAAGCAUUGUUGAGUGUUGUUGAUUUAAUGUACACCUUUUUCUUCUUCUUGCUUUCCCACAGGUACCUCCACAGGUAUGUGCAACUUCUGUGCAAUGGAACGUGUGUUCCUGGUCUAAGAAUGUCCUGAGGAUGGGGAACUUCCAAUCAGCAUUUAAAGAACUAUUUUAAACCAGAUGUUUAAACUUCCAGAAAUGUAUGUUGUUUAACAUGCAAGUUUUGUCUUUCACCAUGGGCGAUGUAAGCACAUAGAAUUUUACAGCCAUCUGUUGACUUUAUUUGCCAAAGGUCUGCUUUUCUUUCCCUGGACUCUAAAGCCCUUAAAAUGCAAAUUUUCCACCAGCACCUUUUAAUCCUUCUGUGAUACCUCAUCUCAACUUUAUCUCAAUUCUGAUGUCUGGUUCCAGUUGUAUGGUUUGCUCUCAAUUUACCCCUCCCACUACCAUCCCUGCUCCACCCACGUGGCUGUUUCAGCUUUUGAUCUGUGGCAGAUGUUCUGAGGGACACCUCUUUCUGGCUGAGCUGAAGGUUCUUUUCAAGCCAAUAGAACUCAUUUUCUAUGCUUCAAUGUAUUUCUCUUCCCAUGUAACAUUCUUAUAUUUGUAAUCAUUAACUCAGCUGUUUAGAACUGUGUAGUGUCCUCAUGGCCCUUCUUCAGUUACAUUCUGAACUGGAAUAAUACCGUUGCUUUUUUUGUUUUCUCCAAUGAAGUCUUCCGGCCAAACAAAUGUCCACCUGAGCAAAAACUACUUUCUAACGAACCGAGCGAGAGAACGAUCAAACACAUUCAUCAACCUCCGAGAGGUGUUAAAUCGGUUCAAGCUUCCCCCAGGAGAGUACAUCAUUGUGCCAUCCACUUUUGAACCCAACAAGAACGGGGAUUUCUGCCUCCGAGUCUUCUCAGAAAAGAAUGCAGAUUCACAGUAUGUCACUGCCUCUACUCUAUUUUUCUUUGUUUCUCCCUAUCUUGAAUGGUUUUAUGAAUCUCAAAGCACUGGAGGAACCAUAUUGCUUCAGGAUCAUGUUGUGCAUCCCAUUCAAUUAGACAGUCUAUCUGGUGAAAGUUAAAAGGAAAGAGGGCUGUUGUGUGAUGGUGUUUUCCCCCCAGAUUGGUACUCCCCAGGUGUUUCGGACUACAACGCCUGUCAAUCCCAGCCAGCAUGGCCAAUGGUUAAUGGGAGUUGUAGUCCGACAACAUAUGGAGAGCACCAGAUUGGGAAAGGCUGGACCAAAGGACUUGAACAACCUAGUAAGAUAAAGGGACCCGUGACCAUUAGGUCCAGUCGUGACCGACUCUGGGGUUGCGGCGCUCAUCUCACUUUAUUGGCCGAGGGAGCUGGCAUACAGCUUCCGGGUCAUGUGGCCAGCAUGUUUAAGCCGCUUCUGGAGAACCAGAGCAGCGCACAGAAAUGCGGUUUACCUUCCCGCAGGUACCUAUUUAUCUACUUGCACUUUGAUGUGCUUUCGAACUGCUAGGUUGGCAGGAGCAGGGACCGAGCAACAGGAGCUCACUCCAUUGCAGGGAUUUGAACUGCCGACCUUCUGAUCGGCAGUGUGGUUUAGGCUGUGUGGUUUAACCCACAGCGCCACCCGCGUCCCAACCUAGUAGGGUAUACUUAAUCCUUCGUUCCAUGGGGCCCAACCAGUCAGGUUUCAAGGACUGUUGAGACAUCCUAAUUUUUUAUCUGCCAUUACAGGAAAUUAGUGAGGGUUUUCUAUAAACCACCCAUAAUUAUUUUGAGUGGUAUAUAAUUACUCCUGAAUAAUGUUAAGCAGAGAGAGGCAGAACUUGAACCCACUGUGUGAGUGUGUGAUUUGGAGUAAGCUUCCUAGUACGCCCUCUCUUUCAUCAGACCAUGUUUCUGGGAACAGAGGGCUACAAAUCCACAGGCAUAUGUGAAAGAACUUUAAAACCAUGUUUUAUCAUAGUUGCACAGCAUAAGAUUUUGGUGCUACAUCCAUCCUUUUGUCUUUCAGUAUAAUGUAAGUAGUCUUAGGGUUUUUUCAAACAUCUGUCCAGACAAGUCAUAAGAGUGGCUGUGUUAUAUGCAUUUCGUCUGUGGAUAAUUCUCAAGUUGUUUUUCUUGCCUCUUGGGCCUACUUCAAUGCAUCAGGAACUCAUGGAAAGUUUGGUGCGUGUUGUUGCCUUCACAACCCUCCAUCACCCCAUUCGCUUUCCCCUUCCCCUUCCCAUCGCUGUCAGUGCCGAGAAGAGGUGUGCACAUUGUAAAUGAUUUCACUUAAAAUGCUACUCAGUGAAGUUGAAGGUAAAAUACCUACUGCCCACCUAGGCCAGGGAUGAGGCCUUCCCAGAUGUUGUUGGCCUCAAACUCCCAUCAGCCCCAGCCAGCAUAGCCAGUGGUGAGGAAUGAUGGGAGUUGUAGUUCAGCAAUCUCUGGUGGGCCACAGGUUCCUUGCCUCUGCCUUAGGCCCUCACUCAAAAAAAUUAAUUCUGUGUAAUGUGCACAAAAAAUGAUCCCUAAGUUUCCAAUGAUCUGCUUCAUUUGGGUAUACCUGAAUGUUACAAAACCUGUAGCAGCUGCAGAGAGAAACUUUUCCAAAUAUUAAAUACCCAGGGAACCUUUAGAAUGGGGUAGGAAAACUAUGGGUCUCCGGAUGUUGCUGAAUUCCAACUCCUAGAUUCCCCCCAACCCUUCUUUAGAAGUUCAAAUGUCAAUCUAAGUCUGCUUGCAUGAAAUAAAACUAACAGCCAUUCCUCUGCUCAUUUUUAGAGUUGUUGAUGAUGAAAUUGAAGCCAAUAUUGAAGAGGUAUGCUGCCUAAUAUGAAAACUUUUUUUGCUGACAGCAAAGUGCUACAGGCAAAAGAGAGAACAUGCGCUUGCUUUCCAGGGUUGCUGGGGGGGGCGGGUUCUGAGCGAUUGUAGAAGAUGCACAAAGCUUUUAGGAGUGAUUAUGCCAUCAUUAACCUAUUGACUCAUAGAAGACAGUUGUUGCUGUUGAGGGCCCUGAAUUUUGGAGCUUGCUAACUUACAAAGAAACCCAGGUCUGCAGGGUUGCCGGUGGGGUGGAGUGUCUGUUUUUGGCUAGAACAGCAGAGCUGGGAGAAAGGGUUAAUCCUGCCUACACAGAGAGAUAUACACUGUGUUGCCAGUCCUGAUUCACAGGUUUAAUGUACCAUUAAAUGUACGGCUGUUCGUACAUUUUAUCACAAUUAGGGCUUCAUUCUUAUACUUUUAUUUUUCAAUACUGAGGUUAAAAUGUUAACAUCUUUUUUUAAAAAAACCCAUACUGGAGCAUUGCCCUCUAUGCACACAUUUCUGACAUUGGAUUUGAUAGGCUUUUCUGUACUUCAUUGCAAAUAGUAAAAUGGGUUUCUUAUCUUGAACAGUUUGUCAUCUUUAACGCUGCGGUAUGAAAAAAAGCAACCUGAGAUUCUCUGGAGGGUUUAUGCAUUAUUCAAUCUGAACAGAAUUCGAACCAGUCAUUGAGAGUGAAAAUUAAAUUUUAAUUCGUUGCCCUAGCAAAAGGAUAUGUAUAUACACACAUAACUAUGUAUAUAUUUAAUAUAGCCCUAGAAGAGGAAUCUGUUUGCUUAAAUAUUUGACGGUUACUGGGUCAGAGACCUCUGCUGAUGUUUCCCCUGUCAUUCAUUUUUCUAGAAAGAACUCACAGAAGAUGAAAUUGAACCCAGUUUUAAGAAACUAUUUAGGCAAUUAGCUGGAGAGGUGAGUAGCUUAGUUUUCCAUCAGGUUGGGGGCCCGUGGCUCUUUUACAAAAUGCACCAUCUCCAAGAGCCAGAAUUCGAAAAUGCAGAACUAGAUCUGGGAAAACAUGCUGAUUCACAGUGAUAGUAGAGGUGAUCAUUUAAAGUAAGCCAUUGUGGUUGUUCCUUCAUUGCCCACAGGAUGCUGAGAUCUCCGCUUUUGAAUUGUGCAACAUUCUGAAAAAAGUCAUGGCAAAACGUAAGUUCUUCUCUCGCAGUCCUGUGAACAUCCACAGUUCCCCACAAAAUCAAACGUGAAUGCUGAAAACAGAAAGAGUACAUUGUUUGUGUGUAAUAAGUGUGUUGUUUUUCUUUGCAGGCCAAGAUAUUAAAUCAGAUGGCUUCAGCAUUGAAACAUGCAAAAUAAUGGUUGAUCUAUUAGACGUAUCCUUCUUCUUCCAAAUCUACAGGCUUUCUGCUUACAGGGCAACAUAAUAGGGAAGGGAGUGGUUUUUGGUUUUUUAAGACCUAACUGUGACAUACUUUGUCAACAUUCCCUUUGAUUUGAUAAAACACCUUGUAGUUAUGAGAUACAUGUUCCCACCCACCUAAGGGAGAGAAUGGGAAAUGCUUUAUUGGGGGAGGGGAGAGAAUCUGAUUCAUUCACAACUGCAGCAUUUUAGCAGAUAUCUAAUAUCUGAAGGGGCUUUAUAUGGAUCAGUGCUGGGACACGAGUUUUGUAUGCAGGCAAUACACUUGUACCAGAGUUAACAUCAUACCUUCAGCUGAUACCUUGAAGAUGCACUGCUGGUCAGAAGAGACAAUAUUGACCUAGGUGUCGCGUUGAUAUGAAGUAGCCCGUAUACAUAGUGUCAUAAUCAGUUAUUAAUUUAUAUACUGCUACAUGCCAAAAUAGGUUCUUUCUUUCUAUAUGUAUGUAUAUAUAACACAAGAUAUACAAACUGUUAAAAUAUAAAUAGCCUUAUACACAAUAAGACAGUGCCAUUAAAACAAUAAAGUGAUAAAAGCAGGAGACUCUGGUUGAGAAAUAAUGACAGAGAUGUCCCUCUGUAAAUCCUUCAAAGGCAGGAUGCCAAUACAAAAGAGCCUCUUACAUUUCAACAGGGAAUGCGUUCCAUGUCACUGGUGCUGCUAGUGAAAAAGCCCACCGCCAUAUCACCAUAAGUCAAUAAUCAUCAUACUGUGGCAAGAGUUCCAUUUGUUGAGGUCAAUGUCCUCGCUGGGUAACCUGGGCCCAGAGUAGCUUAGGGCUUCAUAUGAAAGCUAGAAUGCCUUAAAACUGGCUCAGUAACUAAUAAGCAGCCAGUACAGGUCCCUCAGUACUGGUGUGAUAUGUACCAACUAAGGGGCACUACUGUGCCCAUGGCAUUCUGCUCCAGCGGCAGCCUCUGAACCAGCUAUAAGGAAAGCCCCACACAGAGCACAUUGCAGUAUUUUAUAAGCAUGAGGUUACCCACAUGUGAGUCACAGUGGCAAAGCUAUCCUUGUCCAGGAAACUGCACCGUUGACUCACCAGCUGAAGCAGAUCAUAAACACUCUUUGCCAUGGAGGCAACCUGGGGGUAUUCACAAUACGCCUGAUAAUCUGGUAGGUGUCAGGAAAUUUGGAGUUCUAAUCAAGUUUUGAUGCUGGUUGCUUUUUAAACAUGUAAAAUACAUCAGGGAGUUUACCAGUACAUAGGAAAAGGAAUCUAGAAUGGGACUGGCAUUGUUAUCUACUCUGAUUUUCAAAAAUAACCACUGUUUUAAAAAAAAGGGGGGGAGCAAUUAGGUUUCCUUUGUGAAAUCGAAAUAUCCCUAACUAAAAACAGACUGAUGGUAGCGGUAAGCUGGGACUGAAGGAAUUUAAUGUACUUUGGACAAAGAUUCAGAAAUACCAGGUAAGAAGACAUCUUUAAAUGAAGACGUGUGGGAGACUUCUGUUACCUAAAACAUACUUUGGCAUCUAAGACUGUGGAAGUGUGUUAACCUUCCUGGGACCUGUUAGCGCAGAUAUGUAUGAACAGUGGCCUUGUAGUGGUUACUGCGAUCAAGGUGUAUAAAUGCACCAUUAGCAGUAGCAGUGCUCAGUUAUGACACUAUUAUUAGGUCAAGUUUAUGGAGCGCAAGAGUAACUUUAAGAAAGACAGGCAUAGCUCUUUAAAUUCAUCCCAGAAAAACCCCCGCAAAAAUGGGAAUAGAUUAAAGCAAUGGAAGGAGCAUUUUAUGGCAUCAUUGCGAAGCACAGAGAUUGUUUUGUAGAAAGAUUGCUCUGCUUUGAAGUGCUGUCAGGCCUCUAACUCUGGGUUUUGUGUUCUGCAGAAAAUUUAUAGGGACAUGGAUGUCGAUCGCUCUGGAACCAUGAACUCCUAUGAGAUGCGGAAAGCCUUAGAAGCAGCAGGUACCUCUUAUACAGUUACAGUAAAGUUCAUAAGUUUAUUGUUCUAUCCAAAGGCCAUAACAAACUUACAUUAAGCAAUAGUAUGACUAAGAUAAUACAAAACAUGUAACCGUAAUAGAAAAAUCUGCAAAGACGUUGCCAAGUUCCUGAGAAUUGAAACGGUUUCCCUUGCGUAUCUCUGACAGCUCGAUUUUGCCCUUUUAAAAUCCAGUUUGCCGACAUCCUUAUGUAAGAGAGAGAAGUUAGCAGAGAUUCCAACAAACUCAAAUCCAGCUUGAGUUCAGAUUAAAGCUCCGAAUCACCAAUUUCUAGCAAUUUUAUCCAAUUUCUUUUUUCUUGCAACCUGUGCAUAGAGGGACACAUGGUGUGCUAAAAAGCUAUUAUUGUCACAUGAAAGAAACCAAACCAUUUCUGCUGGGGUGUGCCUGCUUGCUUGUUUGUAUAAGAGGCAGGUUAACAAAUCAUGAGUCAUGUUUUCCUUCUUGUACAGUCAUCUUAAACAAAGGCAGCUUGGGCUUUAUACAGCGAUAGGCUUAUUAACAGAAAACUGGCCUUAUUCAGGGAGCAGGCACACAUUUCUGUUCAUCAUCCUGGAGACAGCAUAGCCAAUUUAAAAACCAACAACAACCAGCUAAGAUAUGUAGCUUCCAGUGCACAAACCUUAUGUUUAUUUGAUCAGGGUUUUCUAAAAUACAAAAUGGUUGGCAACCCCUACCACGUGUUUGGUCACACUACCCGAGAAUGCACCUGUGCCAAUGAGAUUCUGCUUCCUUGUCCUGUAGGUUUUAAGCUGGAUUGCCAAUUGCACCAAGUCAUUGUGGCUCGUUUUGCUGAUGAGCAGCUGAUAAUCGAUUUCGACAAUUUCGUUCGAUGCCUGAUUCGACUGGAAACUUUGUUCAGUGAGUAUCUCACAGCCGCAGCAUCCAUUUAUAUUAAGAUCUCCAUCCUAAAACCAUGUUAUGGAUUUUUUUUAAAAAAACUUACUGUAUUUCCAGAGGUUCGGUGGGGGGGGGUUGGUCCUGUGUUUCUGCACAGCAAGUUCCUGUGGUUUCUUCUUCCUUCGCUGUAGUCUAUUCACUUUGAGCCUGUGGACAGUUCUAUCUUUAAAUAUCUGUAUAGUGCUGUACGUGUUUAAUAAUACUCUAUGCCUGAUGGCAUAAUGCUUAUGGGUGCAGUAAGGUUUUUGUACGUUACAUAUAGUAGCACACAUCAGGUUGGCUGCAAUUUCAUUCAGUGCAGAGUCCAUGUCAAGCAGCUUAGACAUUUUUUUCACAGUCCUAGUGCAAGAUUGAGCUCUUCCCAUAUCAACUUAUACAUGCAGGUUGAAGGUGUAGUUCAAAUCCCAUUGGCAAAGCAGUGGCUGCCAAAACAAAACAAAACAAAACAAAACACCUCACCUGUGCUGGCAGCUCUAUGAUGCUGUUGUAAUGUCUGCCAUUACAACACUCCCCUGCAGGAAAAGCUAAAUUAGUCACCUUCUGAAUGUAUUUUUGGCAGCACACAAGGCACUUAUUUUAUUUUCUUCCAUUAUGAGUCACUUCCUAUGAAACGUCUCAAAGUGAUUUAACAAAAACAUUAGCAAUGAAAAAAUAUAUAGAAUAAAUGCUUGCCCAACACGGCUUCAGUAAUGACAGAUGAUAUGGGCCCACAUGGGAGGCGGCCAUACUGCAGCUUCUUCCAGCCACAUGGCUGGCUUUUGGGAGGGGGGUUGUUGGCGUGGAAAGAAGUAAGUCUUCUUCCACAUGGCCAAAUUAUGUUCCCAAGUUGUUUGCUGUAGUGCAGAGGCACAAGCAGGAAGGGAGGUACCAUCAUUACCCUUCUCACUGCAGGGAAGCCAGAUGAAGGGACUGCUCAGACAAUUUAAUUGCAUCUUAAGGUGUGAGAAUGAGUUCAAGAUGAAAUAAGUCAUAUGCCAAUGGUAGGAACGAGAAAAGCAAAAAAAAAAAUCAAAUCCUUCACUAAAAACCAUAUGGCUCUUCAUUUAAAAAAAGAAAAAUGCAAAGCUACAGUAGUCAGCCUUCAAGUAUAUAUUGUGAUCCUCUGACAAUGAAUGCUUUUUAGUAUGAAAUAAUUUAAGUCUUUUUUAUUAUGAUGAUGAUGAUGAUGAUGAUGAACUUGCAGCUUUCACCCUUAUUUCUCAUGCUGAAACCUUUCACUGCUGCUUUGUCUUUUCCGGGAAGCCUCCACUUUGUUAUUAAUACUCUGCUCUUCUUUCUCUCUCCUCUCUAUGCAGAGAUAUUUAAGAAACUGGAUACUGAGAAAACAGGAACGAUACAGAUGAAUCUUGUCACUGUAAGUUAUUCCUCCUAUCAAGAUCCAAAAGCACAAUUCUAGCAGAGGCUAGAGUCACUUCAGAGGAAGAACUGCAAAGCUUUUGUUUGCAAUUUGCAAUCUAGAUAUGUACAGCAUUUGGCAUACAGGCUAGACACUAGAUACUUUUUAUUUCUUUUUUACCAAAUUUCCAGGAACAUCCAGCAGAGAGGAACACAUUUUCACCCAGAGCUAAUGAUCACUUGGAAAGAAAGUGAUGUUUGUGUUCUCAAAAGCACAGGGCAGUAGAUUUUGCACAAGGUUUAAGAUUUUCCUGCAACUAUUGAACUGCUGGUUCAAUAUAAUCAGGGGCAUGAACAGGCACCAAUGAGCCUUGGGCCAGGGUACACACUCCUUCAACCUUGUUUUGCAUACAGAACACCCUUGCAGGUUUGAAGUGAUGUAUGAAGCACUAACACACCAUCACCCUUGGUCAGAUGUAUGUAGAAUAAGUACACUGGUGGAAUUUGUGUACUGCUGCUUUAUAUGUACUUCCUCCUGAAACAUAUAAUGUGGCAGAUGAAAAAUGGUGCCCCUGCAUCUCUGAAGACAAAAGCACGUGAACUGGCUUUUACAAGCGCUUCCUGUGUGUACUUCUGCAGAUGCACCAAGGGAAAAACAAUCCGGGACUUCAGCCGACUCACACAGGCAGAAACAGCAGUAUAUAGCUUACAUGCAAACGUUCUCCAUCUUGUGUUUUCCCUUUGAUCAUAUGGAAGCAGCAUGUGAACAUACAUGGACCAGAUACAUAAAAUUACUGAGUCCAUUGCAGAGCUGCCUCAGCCAAAUUUAAUGCUUUCUCUGUGUCUGAACAAGCAACCUAAUGGCAGAAGUCACUCAUAUGCUGGCAGAUUUGCAGCUCAUUUAUUAAUCAUUUUAGGGGUGCAGUAGUACAUUUCCUACUCCUGAUAUAUUUUUCAUUAUCCACUAUAUCUGGGAGCAGGCUAACAAUUCCAAAACUGUGUGUGAACUGAGCAACAUGUAGCCUUUUGGCAGGAUAACACCACAGCCAGUGUCAUCUGAUAUAUUGUAAAGUUAGCAGUCCUCAUUACAUAGGAAUAAAACACCAAGAGGGAUUAGUGUUCAUUCUUUUCUUUCAUUCUUUCAUUCUCAGAAGCGAAGCUGCCAACAACUUCUUCUAUAGAGUGAAUUUCACUUCCUCUUUUAGCCUCAAGUGCUUUUUGCGGAUAGAUAACUUCCUUUUACGAAACACAUACUAAAUUUGGUCUAGCUUCACGGAAUAUAUUCCAAGAGGGCGGAGGGACACUUGUUUGUAACAUGUUUUUCCUUCUGUCCCAUAGUGGGUGUGUUUUACUAUCAUAUGAAGAAGCCAUGAGCCUCAGCUGAUGAUUCUCCUAGGAACGUGAACAUCAAUCCAAGACCAAAAUGGAGCGUUAAAAGAAAAAAGCUAUUGCAUAUCUUAUAUUUAUGAAUGAAGCUGCUAAGCAAGAGAAGAAUACUGAAAAAGCAAAAUGAGCACACCGUGGAAGUUACUUACCUUGGUAGCUUCUGUAUACAAGCUUUUAACUUUUUAUGUAAUUCUAUUUUAUUUGCUUGAGCUAAUUUGCUUAAGUUUGCUAAUUUCAAGAAGUUAGUUUUAAAUGAAAGCUGAUGAGUAGCGGUCUUCUUUUAAAUGGCAACAUGGCGCAUUCGUCAUUCAGCCUACAAUUAUUCAGAAUUAUAAGAACCUAAACAUCCGAAGAUGCAUCCUCAAGAUGCUCAGCAAUAAACUUACACCAUCAACUUCACUUUCCAAGCCCAAGUACAGUAUUUAAGAAUGCUACUUGAACUAAUCAACUAAAAUCAGUUUCGUGCCAAAUAUUACAUGCAUUAUACCAACCUUUAGUUUUCACCAGAUGAUAUUUAAAUCCCAAACUUUUUUAAAAAAGAAAAUGUGGAAUGAUGGUUCUUAAGUGAAGUAACAAUAUUCUUGGUUUGAUCAGCAAGACAUCUUCAUAGCUUUAAUGAAAUCAAGAAGUCUGCACUUGAUCACCAUGAGCAAAUUUGCUACCAGUUGGAUCCAUAUCAGCAGCCAUUCAGAAAAUCAUCAUAAUAAAAUGUAUGCUUCCCUUAUGCAUACUACAACUAAAUGAACUAUUGACUGAAAGAUGCUUACAUUCCCCUAAUACAUGGGAAUUUUAAAAGGUAAUUAUAAAGUCCACUAGCAACAUUUAAACAGCUGAGAAUUGUGUAAAUUCCUUAGGAUUACAUAGCAUCAAGGUGUUUACUGCUGUAAUGUGUAGACAGUGAUAAAUCAGCCAUUUCAGAAAAGUAUGGCGCAUGAUAUUUUCAAGAUUUGAUAGCAUUCUUACAAAUGCUAGAGGGUUCACACAUCACAUACCAAGGCAAAGGCCAUAUCCAAGGUAUGGAUUUACAGAGGGCAGCUGACCUGUUCAAUUUGCUGUUAAUCCAAUGUGUUGUUCCACUAACAAAAUUGUUAACACGCCACAAUCAGUUUUGAAAAGACAUGCAAGAACGUGUUUGGUUUUCCAAUUUGUAAAUCAAAUAAUUUCUAAAGUAAUUUGUGCUCCAGAAGAGAAACUCACUUUAAAAAUGCAAUGUACACGCACAGCAGAUCUCUCCUCAAUCUGCAGACAUGCCAAGAUUUAAGCAGAAGCAGCAGGAAGAAAACUUUCUGGGUAAGAUCAUAUGACUAGGAAGCCUUCCAAAAACCUGGUUUCUUUUACUGGGUAAUUAACUGAGCACUUUUGAACACCAAGAAGAAGUAGAAGUUUGCUAAACAAGACUGAGGAGUCAGCACAAUACCCUCACAGCCUAUAUAACACCCUAGUGAAAAGCUAUCAAGAGGCCAUCAAUAUUGUAGUUAUCGAGUCCUGAAGCUUGGAAGAUCAUCAUUCAAGCAGGCAGGUUAUUGCCAAUACAAGUAAACAAUUUUGAUACAAGGGGUUUUCUUUGUAAACAUAUUUUAAAAAAUCUCAAUGUUAGCAGUGUAAACUAAUCAAUUUGGGAUAAACCAACAUGGCUUAGAUACGAGGCGCAGUGCAAUUUAUAGAAAUUGCAGGUCAGAGAGAACAUCUUCCAAACCUAAUAACCACAGAAUGCUGACUAUAUAAAGGAGUCACGAACUGUAGUCUCUCUUUCAUGUGCCCCUGUCAGCACAUGGAGGGCAGCUCAAUGACAGAAGCCUUGUGAAGCCGAGUGUUAAAAGCUGACACCAGACAAAUUGGUAUUUCUGAAGCAAAAAUUUAAUCACAGUUAAGAAUAAAAAGAUAGUUAUAACAAAAUUUGUGAGAUGUAGAGUACACAGGUUUUCUAUAUCGAACGCUCAAGUUACAAAACACAGACAAGAUUUAUUUUAAAAAACACUAUAGAAACUACAUUACUUGCAGUAUAACACAUUUCAAAUACUUUGGAAAUCCUAAAAUGCUACUGCCCUUGAAGGUUAUUGCUCAAAACUGAAUUUAGGUUCCUUAUUUAUUAAGAUGCAUUAUGUCAUUUUCACACCAUUAACUCGGCUACUAAAAUACAUUCCGUAAGC